Messenger RNA from Heteronotia binoei (common prickly gecko), 2161 nucleotides. RefSeq names its product solute carrier organic anion transporter family member 1A2-like. Gene Ontology annotation, molecular function: bile acid transmembrane transporter activity; protein binding. Lineage: Eukaryota; Metazoa; Chordata; Lepidosauria; Squamata; Gekkonidae. The record is from RefSeq and is a predicted model, not a curated record. Bases 31 to 2145 code for a protein of 704 amino acids. The transcript is spliced from 14 exons. Gene Ontology annotation, cellular component: membrane. Gene Ontology annotation, biological process: bile acid and bile salt transport; sodium-independent organic anion transport; transmembrane transport.
UCUGUGGUCCUAAGAAGGAAGAUCAGUACCAUGGAUGGGAAAUCAGCUCCAGAGCAAGCAAAGGACAAUGCUAAUCCACCAUUUUUGGACAAAAGCCAUGGGCUGCAUACUAUGAAGAGGUUCUCUCUCUCUAUUUCGAAGCUUAAGAUAUUUCUUGGGGCUCUAGCAUUUUCCUACUUUGCCAAAGGAUUCUCGGGAAGCUACAUGAAGAGCAUGAUAACGCAGAUUGAGAGGAGGUUUGAAAUUUCCUCAUCCACAGUUGGCCUCAUUGACGGAAGCUUUGAGAUUGGAAACUUAAUGGUGCUGAUCCUGGUGAGUUACCUUGGCUCGAGAGUUCACCGUCCAAAGGUCAUUGCGAUCGGGUGCCUCAUCAUGGCCACUGGAGCGUUCACUUCAGUGGCACCUCACUUCAUAAUGGGGCCUUAUAAUUACAAAAGCGUUGCAACUUUGGAGAGCAAUUCUUCUACAAGCAUGGCGGCCUGCUUGCCUGCAUCGCCUCCUCCCCCUGCUGAAGAGAACAUGGAAACAUCUGGAAAUGCAACUCUUCUCAGGUGUGAAAAACAUAGAGCUUCCUACCUCUGGCUCUUUGUUCUCUUUGGGAACAUUUUACGUGGAAUUGGCGAAGCACCCAUCAUGCCUCUGGGCCUCUCAUACAUCGAUGAUUUUGCCAGAGAAGAAAACUCCGCUUUGUAUAUAGGAGUUGUGAGAUCAACGGGGUUGUUUGGACCAACUCUUGGAUUUCUUCUUGGAGCCUUGUGUGCUAAUAUGUGGGUUGACAUUGGAACAGUAGAUGUUGAAACAGUGACGAUAAAUUCGAGGGAUAUCCGUUGGGUCGGAGCCUGGUGGCUGGGAUUAUUGAUCUGUGGAGCUGCCAGCGUGGUAGCUGCUUUGCCUUUCUGGUUCCUGCCUCGAUCUUUGCCAAAAGAAGGAGAAGAAAAAAAGUACAAGGAGAAGCCAAGCAAUGUCUAUGCGAUCACCCAAGACAGCCAGGGCAAAAUGGAGGCACCAGUACAGUCGCCUCUGGAAGUUUUGUCCUCCGUAAAAGGUUUUUUCCCCUCUGUGAAGGAACUCCUUAGCAAUGUCAUCUUCCUGGUCUUUCUGCUUCUCAAUAUCCUACAGUUCAAUUCUACAGUUGGCUCAACGACUUAUGAACCCAAGUUUAUGGAGCAGCAAUUUAAUGUAUCUGUUUCAAGAGCUAUCUUUUUUAUUGGUGUGGUCCUUCUGCCCUUUGCAACCGUGGGGAUGUUCUUGGGAAGUUUUGUCAUCAAGAGGUUCAAGAUGGACAUCAAGGGGAUGGCCAAGUUUGCCUGUACCACCUUUGCGAUAUCCUAUGGUUUAAGCCUUUUCUACUUCAUGGCCAACUGCGAAGUCCUCCAGGUGGCUGGUUUGACUGUCAACUACUCCGGCAUCAAACCACCAUCCUUCGCGGAGGAAAAACUCUGGUCUUCCUGCAAUUCUGACUGCAACUGUGAGGCUGGCCACUGGGAUCCUGUGUGUGGAGACAACGGCAUCACCUACAUGAGCUCAUGUCUGGCAGGGUGCAAAGCUUCACUGGGGAGUGGAAAGGACAUGGUAUUUCAUGACUGCAGUUGUGUGGGAGCUGCUGGGCCCAGCAAUUUCUCUGCCAUUUUGGGCCAAUGUCCAAGGAAGAAAUGCUCAAAAAUGUUCCCGUAUUUUAUGGCUCUUUUGGCCAUAAAUGUAUUGUUUUUUUGUCUGGGAGCGACGCCUUUCUACAUGAUUAUGUUCAGGACAGUUUCGCCAGAGCUAAAAUCUUUUGCUGUGGGAAUUGAAACUUUGUGUGGAAGACUCUUCGGGGGACUUCCAGCUCCUAUUUAUUUCGGAGCACUGAUUGACAGAACCUGCCUGAAGUGGGGCAUGAAACAGUGUGGCGAAACAGGGGCUUGCAGGGUGUAUGAUACUGAAGCGUUCAGAAACGUUUAUCUCGGACUCCUGGCUAGCCUGAAAGGGACCAGCUUCCUCCUCUAUGUUGUCCUUCUCAUUUUAAUCAUGAAGCGAGUCAAACCAGACAACGGCGUGGGAAUGGUUUCCCAAAGCACAGAAGCACUUUCCACAAAAGCACCAGCAAUGGGUCCAGGAGAGCCUGUUUCCAUGGAAGCAUCCAUACAUGAAGACACCUUCUUGUGAGGAAAGCUGCCGCCUG